AUGAGUUCGGCUUCUCCAUCUUCAUCCUCCUCCUCCUCGGUGAUCUCUGAUUCAGAAGCGGAUUCUGCUCUGGAACACGACGAUAUUGAACUUUUCGAGGAUGAACUCGUAUCCGAACACUCAGACACAGACAACUACCCCAACCCCCCCAAUCUACUUGGCGGCUCCCCUUCCUUCGAUUCUGAAGCCGACGCAUUCGAGGACGAACUCGUUUCCGAACACUCAGACAACUACCACAACCCCCCCAACCCACUUGGCGGCUCCCCUCCCUUCGAUUUCCAAGCCAGCGCAGUCGAGGACGAGCUCGUUUCUGAACACUCAGACAACUCCUCCAACCCGUCCGAUCUACUUGGACCCCGUUCCCCUUCCUUCGAUUCCGAAGUCGACGCCUUUGAAGUCUUGUACCCCGCUCCCGAGGAAAUCUCAGACUCCGACGACAACACAUCGACACACUCCGACUCAAUAUCUUCCCGAGAAUCAUCAGCCGAUCGUCUAUUCGAGCAUCCGGACCUUUACUCUCGCGACUCUUACCCUUUGUCUCCCGAUUUGGAAGGCGAACUGGAACUUGCAUUACUUGCCCAGAUGGACGAACAACUACGACAGCCACCGCGCCGACCGGGCAAUCGCGAAGGCAACAUGGCACCGCCAAGGCAGGGUGGCGGGGUGAACGGUAACGGACCUGACGUGCUGGUCGACUUGGAGCUCUACUUUAGACAGGAGAGACCUCAGCGCAGAGCACAGAAUCAACAAGGACCGGCCGACGUGAUUGAUCUCACCAACGAGCCGGACAGUCCAGUUCAAAGCCAUGCGCCUCGGCCGAUCGCGAAUCCCCGACGCCAAAACCCCCAAGGGCGCAAUCCACCAUCUUUCGCACGCAGCGACAGCAGUAUCUUGGCCGGGAACCCGCCCGUGAUAGAUUUGACGGACGACUCCCCCGAGGUGCCGCGUAGGCUCAGACCCGAGAGACCUGCCCUUCAUCAUCCCCCGAUGCCGCCACCAUACCGAAACCGCGAGCGUAGGGAACCCAGCGGAUUCAUGCUCCGAAACACAGCAAGCGCCUUUAGUGGAUUGGCAGCCGGGCUUAGGAGACACCUCUACCCACUUCACCUCUUUCCCCCCGAGGAGGACGCCCAGCUGCUUGACAUCCUGCACACUAGGAUACAGCCAGGAGAUCUCAACAACCCGCUCGGGAACAUCCAACUGCAAUAUGAGAAUGGCGCUUUCGAUCGCCCGGAUUCUCCAAAGCCAGUGCACCAACCUCCGCCCCCGGCAAGGUCCGGUUACACGAGGGACACCGGCUCCGACUUGGUCGUCGUUUGCCCCGCUUGUAACGAGGAACUUGCUUACGACCCAGACGUUCCAACGAACGAGAGUCAACCCACGCGCAAGGGAAAGCGCCAGCGAAGCGAGAACCACUUCUGGGCUCUCAAGGCUUGUGGACAUGUCUACUGCGAGGACUGCUUCGAGAACCGCAAACCAGUGGCCAAGAGGCCGAACAAAGGAUUACCCAUGACUGAUGGAAAGCUCGAGUGUGCAGUGAAUGGCUGCGGUUCGGCUGCCGCCAGCAAGACGUCUUGGGUUGGCAUUUAUCUCUGA
Colletotrichum karsti is the source of this 1596-nucleotide messenger RNA. Its product is annotated as cell cycle control protein. The record is from RefSeq and is a predicted model, not a curated record. Gene Ontology annotation, molecular function: ubiquitin-protein transferase activity. NCBI's taxonomy places the organism in Eukaryota, Fungi, Ascomycota, Sordariomycetes, Glomerellales, Glomerellaceae. Bases 1 to 1596 code for a protein of 531 amino acids. Gene Ontology annotation, cellular component: SUMO-targeted ubiquitin ligase complex. The transcript has 2 exons.